This is a messenger RNA of Gasterosteus aculeatus aculeatus (three-spined stickleback), 885 nucleotides long. RefSeq names its product calaxin (gene clxn). The record is from RefSeq and is a predicted model, not a curated record. Lineage: Eukaryota; Metazoa; Chordata; Actinopteri; Perciformes; Gasterosteidae. Gene Ontology annotation, molecular function: calcium ion binding.
UUAUGAAUUACCUUUUUGGUUAGCGAUGAAUCACUUUGCAUUGAUAAUAGUCAAAGCAUCAGGGACUCUUGACAGUCUUCAGCCGGACGCCAUUACCGGCGGUUGCCAUAGCGACCGCACGCAAACAUCGCCUUCGCUCGCGUCCGAUCUUAAAACAUGUCGAACAUGUCCGCCAUGAAGAAAAGGUUGAUCAAAACUCUCGCCGAGUCGAUAUCAGGACAAGUGGAGCUCUUCAAUACAGCAGAGGUGGAGUGUCUGAUCCGCGACUACAACGAGCGUCUGGGUGAGCCGACUUCCCCCGGAAAAGGAGCCCCGGGCCUGGACAGAGUCAAGUUCAGAAGCAUCCUGCAGAACACCUUUGGGAUAAGCGACGAUAUUAUGAUGGAUAGAGUGUUCAGGAAAUUUGACAAAGACAACGAUAGCUCGGUCAGUACAAAAGAAUGGAUUGAAGGGCUGUCCAUUUUCCUUCGCGGGAGCUUGGAUGACAAAAUAAAAUUCUGCUUCCGCGUAUACGACUUGAACGACGAUACCUUAGUCUCCAUGGAGGAGAUGUAUCACAUGCUAAAGAACUGCCUCCCCGGACUGCCCACAAAGGAGGAACGUGACGAAGGAGUCAAAGACCUAGUGGAGAUCACAUUCAAGAAGAUGGACCGUGACCACGAUGGCAGACUGUCCUUUUCUGACUUUGAACAGUCAGUUAAAGAAGAGAAUCUUUUACUUGAAGCUUUUGGAACUUGCCUCCCUAACUUCAAGAGAGUCGAGGCAUUUGAGCAGCGUGUAUUUCGAGAACUGCAAAAGUGAAGGGAUGUCUCAUGUAUUUUAGAAACAUUCUUUAAUAAACAUGUAUUGCAACAUUUGUAAAUAAAAACCCUCUGCCAAAGGAAA